AUGACAUUGCGCAGCAUCAAGUUGUGGGAUCUUAGAAUCAAAUCCAACGCAAGUCGCAUCCUUCACUGUAAGCCUACACCACCGCCACAAGGAGGGGGCAUACUGCUGCCGUCCGUCGCACUCAAAGUUCGCCAUCCGUCAUCUAGCUUCCCUCGUGCUCCAAGUCUUCAACCCCUGUUCGCUGUCACCGAGCGCGGUUGCUUCCUCGAGCUCGGCGUCCGUCGUCUUUGUCUGCUCAGCCACGCUUCCGUCGCCGUUUGUUUGCCGUUCACGUUCGCGUCUUCGUUCGCGUUCGCUCGGCGUUCACCGUUCGCGUUCACUCGUUGUUCACCGUUCGAGUUCGCGUUCGUCUGGAAGCCACGUUGCUCUGCUUCAAACUCUGCGACCAACCCGCGUGCUCCACUCGUCGAACUGCUCUCUGUUGUCCCCGCCGAUCAAGAUUGUUAUGAGCUUUCAGCUGAGUAUGAAAGGAAGCAUAAGACUGAGAAGUUGGAGGAACUUGGGAAUAUGCUAACUGGUCUUGAUGCUGGGGAUUCUAUUGUCAUUGCCAAAUCAUUUUCCCACAUGCUUAAUUUGGCUAACUUGGCAGAAGAAGUUCAAAUUGCCUACCGAAGAAGGAUUAAGCUAUUAAAGAAGGGCGAUUUUGCUGAUGAGAACUCUGCCAUCACUGAAUCUGACAUUGAAGAAACCUUCAAGAGGCUUGUGACUGAACUGAAAAAGUCCCCACAGGAAGUGUUUGAUGCUUUGAAGAAGCAAACUGUAGAUUUGGUCCUAACUGCUCAUCCCACUCAGUCCGUUCGUCGAUCUCUGCUGCAAAAGCAUGGAAGGGCUGGAAGGAUACCAUAGUCAAGCAAGAUCAGUCUCAUGAGAACCAAUCAGAUAUGAGAAGAAGAAGAAGAAGGCUGUUGCUAUUUUUUAAGGCCUUUAGGCAUAUCUAUCUAGAGUGGAAGCAUGUUAUGACAUUUCCUUUUUUUUUUUUCUAUCUUUUAGGUGAUUAUUCUUUACGUGAGAACUAGUUCAGGAACACAAUAAUCUAAUAUAUUAUUCUUUAUUAUUAAAGUUUAAGGGGCAGAACAUCUUUUAGUUAAUAAUAUCUGUUACAUAGUGCUAAAACUAUGUGGUUCAAUGAUUGUGAACUAGUAGCAUGUAUGUGUUUUAAAUUGGGAGGAAUCCAAUGAUUGUAUUUAUUUUUUCAUUUUACUACCUAGUCAGUCCCUUUUUUUUAAUAGUAUGUUGUGGCUGUUUUUGGAUUGAUCAUGUCAAUGAACGGUGGGUGAUCAUUAUUCAAUGAGAUGUAUGGAGAGCCAUUAGAAACCCCUUUUAAAGUUGUAACGGUGGGUGAUCAUUCUUGGAAGGUGCAUAUUGUAUAUUUCUAAUGUCAAAGUUGCAUUCAUAUCCCUUGAACUUUGUCACUUUUUAAAGGGGAUUGGGU
Arachis stenosperma is the source of this 1432-nucleotide messenger RNA. RefSeq lists its product as uncharacterized. Gene Ontology annotation, molecular function: phosphoenolpyruvate carboxylase activity. Gene Ontology annotation, biological process: tricarboxylic acid cycle; leaf development; carbon fixation. Gene Ontology annotation, cellular component: cytosol; chloroplast; apoplast. NCBI's taxonomy places the organism in Eukaryota, Viridiplantae, Streptophyta, Magnoliopsida, Fabales, Fabaceae. The transcript is spliced from 4 exons. The coding region runs from base 1 to 846 and encodes 281 amino acids. The record is from RefSeq and is a predicted model, not a curated record.